Messenger RNA from Lethenteron reissneri (Far Eastern brook lamprey), 4055 nucleotides. RefSeq names its product NLR family CARD domain-containing protein 3-like. Gene Ontology annotation, cellular component: cytoplasm. Lineage: Eukaryota; Metazoa; Chordata; Hyperoartia; Petromyzontiformes; Petromyzontidae. The record is from RefSeq and is a predicted model, not a curated record. Gene Ontology annotation, molecular function: protein binding; ATP hydrolysis activity.
CGCUGGGAUGAUACAGGUUCCUACAAACACUUUGCUAUGCGAACAGCAUCCUUCCCCCCCGCGUUACCCCCGUACGACUGUGGCACUGUGGCUACGCGAAGGACGUCCGACGUUCGACUUCAGCAGAGGUGUGGCUCUGCCAGGGAUUCGAAGCGGCUUUUUGAGGAUGACGUUCCGACUUCCAUGCUUCGCCGUUCUCAUUGUUGUGGUCGCCGUCUCGUCGAGGGCGGCCCAGGACGGCGUGUGCCCUCUGGGCAUGUACAGAGCCAGCUCCGGAUUUUGCUGUCAAAUGUGCCCUCCAGGCGAAUUCAAGGUCGGGGACUGCCGAGUCGAGGGGCAGUUCCCGCUGUGCACCCUCUGUCACGUCGGCCACUUCAUGGACGUUCCCAAUCGCGCGUCGCAUUGCCGCAAGUGCAGCGAGUGCGGCUUCCACGAGGUUUCCGAGCCUUGCAAUGCGACGCGGGACACUGCGUGCCAUUGUAAGGAGGGCAGCCAGCGACCUGCACCUUCUCAGCACUGUGAACCUUCAGGCCUGGCACGGGGAACGGUUGCGGCCAUUGUCUUGGGGAUUCUGUUCCCUCUCGUCGCCGCGGUGGGAGCCGCCGUGUAUUGUCACCGGACGAGGCCGCAUGGCGCGGUCGAUCGGGACGUGGAGUUUGCUGAGCCUCUCAUCGACGACAAGCCACUGCGGGAGUACUUCGACUACCUCCGGCACCACACCGCCAACAUUUUGGACUACAACGCGCGGCCCGGCGAGGUGGUGCUGCUGAGCAACAGAUUCGUGCAGCCCAUCAUCGUGGCCUACCACCGCGCCGACGAGAAACGCCAGCACGAGUUCAUAUCGCGCGGCAAGCGGCACGCGGACAUCAUCGCGGCCCUCAGAGAGGAGGGGUUCACCUUCGGCAAGCUCUUCCAUCCCGUCGGUGAGGGGACAGAGCUGCCGAAACUCGUCGUCUUGGUCGGCGUUCCGGGCAUCGGCAAGACCACCAUGGCCCAGAUGAUUGUGAACAAAUUGGCGUCUGGCGAGCGGCUCUUCCGCGCGGACUUCCGCAUCGUCGUCUACAUCCAGUUCAGGGAGGUCAACGGAUACCCCGACUCUCUGUCGCUCCGGGACCUCUUCCGAUUGCACCACAAGAGCCUGGGCAACGUUGCUGACCGGGUGUUCGAAAACCCCGAGGAGGCACUGCUGGUCCUGGAUGGGCUCGAUGAGUUCCAGAAGCCCCUGGACUUGGCGAAUGCGUGCAGCGACCCGGACAAGACGGCGAGCAAGGAGGCCAUCUUUGCCGGACUGGUGACGAGGAAGAUGCUCAUGGGCGCGUCGAUGCUGCUCACGACUCGGCCGAUCGCUCUGGAGCGCCUGGGCGGAAUCCAAGUGGACCGCUUUUCCGAAAUCACCGGGUUUUCACGGCAAGAGAUCAAGGACUACGUCGUCAAGUUGUCCGACAACGAAGGGCAGGGGCAGAGACUGUACGACAACCUGGAGAGUUGUGAAAACCUUUUCCACUUUUGCUAUAUCCCCGCGUUUUGCCACAUCGCCGGCAAGGUGGUCAAGUCGUACCUGGAACGGGAGCAGGUCGACGCCUCUGCAGGUUUUGCCGCCGCCACCACCAUGACCGACCUCUUCUCCAAGUAUCUGUACGUGCUCGUGGCCCAUCACAGUCCCAACACCGACAACCUGGGGACGGCCGUAGGCUCGCUCGCCAACAUGGCCUUCUGCGGCAUAAAGGAGAACAUCCAAAUGUUUACGGACAAGGACCUGAAGCGUUUCGACAUCGAUCUCAAUGCCGUGGAGAUUCAGAAGGGCACGUUCCUGGGCGAAGUGUUCAAGAGCGAAGCUGUGAAGGCGGUGAAACUCUACACGUUUUUCCACCUGACGAUCCAGGAGUACUUUGCGUCGCUCGCAGUCUACCUCUCGGACCGGAAUACCGGACACAGCCCCACUGUCGCGGAAGUCAUAGCGGCCAUUGAGGACUGCAACGAUGGGCGCUACGACAUCUUCCAGAGGUUCUUCGCCGGCCUGGCGUCUCCGCACUCCUGGCAGAUCCUCGAAGCUUGCCUGGGCUCGCCGAGGAACAGCUGCCAGCUGCAGAUCAUCGAGUGGCUCCGGCGCAGCAUGGCCAAACUCGCGGACCGCACGCAAGGUGCCAGCGUGCCCACGACGGUCAAGAACAGGCUCGUCAGUCUCCUGCACUGCCUCCACGAGCUGCACCAUGAUGACACCGUGCGUGGCAUAAUGGAGAUGGUGGCGGAGGUGGACCUGUCUGGCGUGAGGCUGUCCCCGCCAGACUGUGCCGCUCUGUCGUACGUCGUGCAGAGUAAAGCCGGACCCCUGGAGGAUUGCGGGAUGACGGAGGAGGAGGUUAAACGACUGCAGCCCGCUCUCGCCUCUUGUAAAGUAGUCAAGUGCGGAGGCAAUGACCUGAACGACGCUGGCGUCGCGCUGCUGCUGAACAAAGAUGCACAGCAAAGGCAUCUGGAAGAGCUGCACCUGUGGAGGUGUUCGUUGAAGGAAAGCUCUGGCGCCGUCAUCCGAGACAUCGUCACGCACAUCCAGAGCUUGAAGACGCUGGUCCUCAACGAGAAUGAGAUCGGAGAUGGAGGCGUCAAGGCAUUGGCCGAGGCGUUGAAGGAGAGAUGCGGCGGUUGCUUGGAAGUACUGAGGCUCGAAUGCUGCUCCCUGACGGAGGAGUCGGGGUCGUCGCUCCGUGACAUCGUACGCAUCUGCGAGCGCUUGAGAGUGCUCGGGCUGGAAGACAACGAGCUUGGAGACCACGGAGUGACGGUCUUAGCGGAGGGCAUCACACAAGGAGGAGGAGGAGGCCAGAGCUUAGAGGAGUUGCUUCUGGCCCGAUGUUCACUGACGGACGAGUCGGCGCCAGCGCUGCGUGACAUCAUAACCGCCGCCAGCGGUCUGAAAAAGCUCAUGCUGGGCGACAACGACUUUGGCGAGGCAGCGAAGUGGAGCCUCGCAUCCACGCGGCCGGAGAUCCACGUCGACUUCGAGCACUGACAGCGGAGGGUCAGAGCCGGGCCUCCUCGCCCCUACCACCCCUCCAACCGCCGCUAACUGCGAGUCGCCGUUCUUCCUUUCGUUCGUUCGUACGGCCGAUGUAGACGCGGAGCGGCGACUGCAAUUUCACAUGAUCAACUUUUAAAAAAAGACACUUUUUGAAUUAGUUUAACAACGUGGUAGGCUUUUCGCGAUUGAUAUCAUCCAUAAUAACAGUUCUUUUGCUGGGUUACAUCACGCAAAUAUAUAAAUGUUGCGUUGUUAAACCCGCCAACACCCGACACAGCCAAUUAGUUAGGUUUGUGUUACGGAAACAGAACCAAUUCGUUACUAGUACAGCAUUAGUGUACAGUGUAGUUUAUAGUAGUGUAUCGUGUAGUGUAUAGUAGUGUAUAGUGUAGUAUAUAGUGUAGUGUAUAGUAGUGUAUAGUGUAGUCGAUUACAGUGUAGCGUAUAGUGUAGUGUAUAGUAGUGUAUAGUGUAGUGUAUAGUGUAGUGUAUAGUGUAGUGUAUAGUAGUGUAUAGUGUAGUAUAUAGUGUAGUGUAUAGUGUAUAGUAGUGUAUAGUGUAGUCGAUUACAGUGUAGCGUAUAGUGUAGUGUAUAGUAGUGUAUAGUGUAGUGUAUAGUGUAGUGUAUAGUGUAGUGUAUAGUGUAGUGUAUAGUAGUGUAUAGUGUAGUAUAUAGUGUAGUGUAUAGUGUAUAGUGUAGUCGAUUACAGUGUAGCGUAUAGUGUCGUGUAUAGUAGUGUAUAGUAGUGUAGUGUAUAGUGUAGUAUACUAGUACAGCACCAGUUGUGUGUUGGAGACCAAAGCCACAACAUUUACAAUCAAAGUACGAACGGAACGUGGCGAAUUUUAGAUUUGACGCUACGGCGGCGUUGCGAGCACCCCUGUGGAGUGAUGGGGUCCUGGGGUCGUGGGAUCAUGGGGUCGUGAUUUGCUGCGUGCUCUAUCGAUGCCCGGCUAAGUCCAUCCGGUGGUCGUCUGGAAAAUAUCUCUUUUUUAAAAUCUCGAAUUACAUUCCGCGGUUCACAAAGCGUAACAA